Molecule: messenger RNA, 1194 nt
Organism: Fonsecaea erecta
Lineage: Eukaryota; Fungi; Ascomycota; Eurotiomycetes; Chaetothyriales; Herpotrichiellaceae
Exons: 2
Coding region: 1-1194 (397 amino acids)
Biological process (GO): polyketide metabolic process
Source: RefSeq, a predicted model, not a curated record
AUGGUGCGCGUAGAAAUCGGCGGCAGGCCCAUCAUUGAUGUUGACACCCGCCCUGGGGAUGUUGGGCGUCUCAAGCAACAGAUCCGGCAUAGGAUGCGCGGAGGUGGCCGGUCUGUGCACCUGAGCUGGACGACAACGACGCCCCGACUGGUCCUGACCAGUGACACGGAGGAUUUUGAUCCGACCAUCAUAUCUCAUUUUCAGGAGGAAGGGUUUCAGCUGAGCUAUCUCCAAUAUGCGGGAGACAAGGCGGGCUACAUGGCGCAACUCCAACACUUACAAGACCCCUUAGAGCUAGGGGAGCGCUACGCCAUCGUAGCGUACGGUGACGCCGCAAGCCUGGUUCUGGAAGCCUGUAUGAAGCCCAUGCCCAAGCUUGUUGCCGUCGUCGCAUACUACCCAGACCACGUCCCGAGGAGCACCACCGGAUUUCCCCCAACCCUGAACGUGUUGAUCCACCUGGCCGCCUCACAACGAUGGGGCACGCGGUUCCCGAUGUACCGCUACGAGAAGACCAAGCCCGGUUUCGCCGAACACGAUCUCGACGAGUUCGACAAGAUUGGGGCCUCGUUGGCCUGGUCGCGGACGCUGGGCGUGUUGCGCUUGGCCUUCGACAUCGAAGGACCGGACAUCGAGAGCCUCUGGGAGGCGCACACCCGGCUCGAGUUUGCAGAAAAGGACGUCGACAAGACCAUGGCGACCAUGGUGCCGCAGCCGUACGUGAACCACGUGCCGACCAUGACAGGGGGCAUCGGCCACGACCAGCUUCGCCGGUUCUACGCCGAGUUCUUCAUCCCCAACAACCCGCCCGACAUGCGGAUCCGGCUGCUGAGUCGGACCGUGGGCGUGGACCGCAUAGUCGACGAGAUGUUCGUGUCGUUCACCCACAGCACCGAGAUCCCCUGGAUGCUGCCCGGCGUGCCGCCCACGGGCAAGAAGGUCGAGGUCGUGCUGGUCAGCGUCGUGUGCCUGCGCGGCGGCAAGCUGUUCCACGAGCACAUCCACUGGGACCAGGCCACCGUGCUGGUGCAGGUGGGGCUGCUGGAUCCGAAGUACAUUCCGAAGACGUUCAAGACUGCCGAGGAAGGGCGGGAGGACGAGGUCGAACGGUUGCCUGUUUGGGGAAGAGAGGCGGCGAGGAAAGUUCUGGAUGAGGAUAGUGCGCAGAGCAAUGAGUUGAUUCCAGAUUGGUGA